GGAGUCCAUAGCUAAGCACCAGGAGCCAAGCACUGCCCGCUGUGCCUGCCUGAGAGUCUCCGGCGUGGCUCAGGAGAAAAUGGGCCUGUACUCUGGGCCUGACACAUCUGAUGGGGUCACCCUGAGGCGAUCCAGAAGUGCUCCCCUGAUCCGUGGGCUCAGUGAUCUUUCACAGGUUUUUCAACCUUACACUUUUAGAACCCAGAGGAAUAGUGCAACGAUUAUGAGCCAUCACAGCUUGGAAGAAGGCCUGGAUUUAAUGAAGAGAAAAACUGCACAUGAAAGAGCAAUACAAACGGCAGUGCAGAUGAGCCAGUCAUGGGAUGAGAGCUUGAGCCUGAGCGAUAGUGAUUUUGACAUGCCAGAGGAAUUAUAUUCUCCUAAGAGAAUUGACUUCACUCCAGUUUCUCCAGCACCUUCUCCCACCAGAGGAUUUGGAAAGCAAUGCUUUUCACCAUCCCGGCAAAUGUUUGUGAAUGGCAGUGGUUUGCCAUCGAGUCCCGUGUCUAGUCCAAGACGAUUUUCAAGCAGGCGGAGUCAGAGUCUAGUGAGGUGCAUCAAGCCCAGUGUUCUUUGUCCUGUUAAAAGAAAAGGUGAAAUGGAGGCAGAAAGCCAGCCCAAGAGACUCUCCCAAGGCGCUACCAACAUGCUGUCUCCGGAGGCCGCACAGUUGUCUGAUCUCAGCUCAUGGUGGUGUUAUCAAGGAGAAGAAAUUCCUGCCUUGACCAGAUGUGUGGAGCACCUACAAAUGAAUGAAUAAUGUUAUUUCCACACAAAGCGCUGUGUACAAAAGCGUCCAGGAAGCUGUCAGUGUUGCGGGUAGUAGUAUGAGGCCCUAGGUGCCUUGGGGUACAUUGUUAUGCUGGAAGGGACGUACAUCAUAAUGGAGGGUGGAAAAGAAGGGUUUACGUGUGUGAUCGCCACAUACUGUUUCAGUUGCUGCUUUUUUUUUUUUUCGGAUUCUUUUUGUCAUCGUUUGUUUUAUCGUGUUGUGACUAGUGUUUUGAUUAUUGUGUUGCCACCAGAAUCAGAAUCCAGUUCUUGUUCUUUCUGCUUUAUAGUAAGGGCAGUUGAAUAGCUUAGGAAGAAGCUUUUAGGAGCUGAAAAAAGUCGAUGUUGUCGUGCAUUCUGCUUUUAAGAAGCUGUUUGAGCUAUGAACAGUGUACGUGCCAGUAAGUGUAAGAUACCGUAAGUUAUUUAAUUUUAAAAGAGGAAACUCCUGACUGAGCUAUUUAAGAAACCUGAAUGUAAUAGAUUGUUAAUGUUAUUCAUUAUUUAUUACUGUGUAAAAUGUCGUGGUAGAUUUCUUUUCAUGUUCAGACAUCGUGGUUGGAUUGUCCGUAUUUAAUAUGCAAAUCUGCCCCGCUAGGAUCAGAAUGCCCAUUUUUAAAUGAAUGUAGCAAAGGGAACUACUGCGUUUGUGUCUUUUGAAGGCAAAGAUGCUUGAAUUUUAAAAAAAGAUGAUGUGCUUUGAAGGCACUCGGACUAGUGACAGUGGAGGGCUUGAAGAGAAACCCGUUCUCUGUCAAUUAUAAGAGAACAUCACUUAACUCGCAAUAGUUCUGUUAGACCAUCAGAUGUGUUCUUAUUUUAAAUUGUAAUCACCACCAUUAUGGCCAUUAAUGGCUUUAUUUCUUGUAUUGCUUUUGUCUGUGCAAAGCCCAUAAUCUUUCAAACCUAGCAUAAAUGUAUCUAUUAUGAACACUGUCCUCUAGUAUGCCAUUAUGAAAAAAAAUUCUUUGAUGAUAUUCAGUGUAUCUGUGUGCAAGAGCACCAUGGUGAGAUGUUUCUGCCUUUGUAAUGAUUAGAGAUGGUUUUGUCUUACAGGAAAUUGAUCCACCUUCACUCUGCCGUCUUCUUUGCCUUAAAGGGACACUUUUGGUCAUCAUUUGGGGGCUCUAAUUUAAGGCCAUUAAGAAAUAAACUUUGGAAUGUGAUACCUACAUUUAUUUUUUAAAUUCAGUGGUGGGGUAGAGCUGGGGCAGGAAAUUGAAAUUGUUUCAACGAUAUGAGAACUAGGAGGCAAGACGAUUCACUUUAUUGUUUAAACCAAGGUUUAUUUUAGUUUGUAUUUUUUAAAUGGACUAGAAAAUUCAGUUUAUGCAGGGAUUUUUUUGAAAUAGAUAAAAGAGAGAUGCUGAUCCGCAGAUGAGUUUUGUUGACAGUACCCCUUUAUUUUUAUAUAAGGCCUAAUAUUUGAAAAGUGAUCAUUGUUAUAAAGUCGAAUUCUCUCUUCCUAUUCUAUCAUACUGUAUUUUGGGCUUCUAUUUGAAAACAGAUACAAGCAAUGAGACUGUAUACUAAAGUCCUGUAGAUACUGUUUUUGCUUGACUGACUUAUAUACUCACUGUAUUUCAUAACUGCUUUUGUAAUAAUAUGAAGUUUUGUGAAAUGCUGGCCUUGUGUAUAUCUUAGAAUGCAAAUUUAAUAAAGUGUAUACAC
This is a messenger RNA of Tupaia belangeri chinensis (Chinese tree shrew), 2442 nucleotides long. It is a transcript of the gene PABIR2, whose product is annotated as PABIR family member 2. Gene Ontology annotation, molecular function: protein serine/threonine phosphatase inhibitor activity. The transcript is spliced from 9 exons. Lineage: Eukaryota; Metazoa; Chordata; Mammalia; Scandentia; Tupaiidae. Bases 80 to 760 code for a protein of 226 amino acids. The record is from RefSeq and is a predicted model, not a curated record.